This is a messenger RNA of Dothidotthia symphoricarpi CBS 119687, 2937 nucleotides long. RefSeq names its product secretory pathway Sec39. NCBI's taxonomy places the organism in Eukaryota, Fungi, Ascomycota, Dothideomycetes, Pleosporales, Dothidotthiaceae. Gene Ontology annotation, biological process: retrograde vesicle-mediated transport, Golgi to endoplasmic reticulum. The coding region runs from base 52 to 2829 and encodes 925 amino acids. The transcript has 2 exons. The record is from RefSeq and is a predicted model, not a curated record.
UGAUAGACGGCGCAUACGGAAUACGAUAGCCGUUUCACUCCCCAGUACGAUAUGGCGACACCGCAGAAAUUACAGAAACUGUCAGGACCACACUGUGUCCUCCUGGCUGUCCAAUAUGCGACCGAAUCGAACAUCACCUCGCUGCGAGUACUGACGGCGCUGCGAGAAGCCCAUUUGCCCUUGGAACUGGUCUUGAGCAUCCUACUCACAUACCUGCCCGAGGAAACAGAUCCUGUGAUAUACCGCGUGUACCUGAACGAGCUUGCGAUGGGUUCGCGGAAUCCUGGCGAAGGGCCCACGGCAUCAUUAAACAUAUCGUCAGUUGAGGGACAGUCGGACUCGCGAGCGAAGAAGAAGAGGAAGGCGUUGGAGCUCUUACCACUAAGCCAUCCGUUGUAUGCGACAGAAACUGAGCUGGAUGCGUUCAGCCAUUUCCUCAUCCACCGCGCCCAUCGCAUCGACGCCCAGACCGGCCUGCUGGAUCUCGUACCACAGCUUGUCACGCCCUUCCUGGGUCACUCCGAAUAUCUCCGCACGUGGUUCAUAUCGACCGUCCUACCGCUUCUCCGCCUGAGCUACGAGUACUACCCGCAGACCGCCACGUCAUCUCUCGACGAGUUUGCCCCACUGAAAGGGAGGCGCGCAGUAGAAUACCAGCUCUCGAACCUGCAUCACGAGAGGCGGAAUGGGGGAGAUAAUCAGCAUCUUGGGCGGGAUCUGAGGGGUGUUGUGGCUCCCUGGAUGUGUGGGGCGACUGAGCGCAAGAGACGGAGACUCACAGGCGAGGCGCGGAGAGCGUCGAUAACUGAGCAGCCCCCACAGGAGCCAGAUGACUGGGCAUGCUUGUUCGAUUGGCUAGUGCGUACAUCCAAGCAAGACUUGUCUUUGGUUACCCGUGCGAUCACGGAAUGGGACGGGCCAGAAGAUAUGGACCUUGGUGGCUAUGAGGAGGGCCGAGACUAUAUUGAUGACGACACACAACGACGACUCGAGAUACAGUAUGCGCAAACCGCUCUUGCGUCCCUCUACCUGGUCGAGAAGAACGAUGUGGAGACAGUGAAAACAGCACAUUCCUUACUGAGACGGAUAUUCGACCUACUUAACUACGAUCCUCCGCCAGAGCUCGACAUCGAUGUAGAAGCGUUGCCCUCAUAUGACCUCCAAGACCCAUUACUACAUGAGUCCACGACUGCCGUGCUAACGGAAGAGCGUCUGCUCGAGUUUGAUAAUGUACUUACCACACCUGGGCAAAGUUCCGCUCGUGUUCUGGAACUCGUUCUCUUCUCCGCGUGGGUAUUGUCUAGCCUACAGCAAUCUGAGUCGAUCCGAAAAUUGGCCAAAAUGUCCUUGCGGGAUGACUAUCCUGAACAGUUGUCGCUACUUCAAAAAAUCCUACACAGGCUUGGUGGUGGCUCAAAGAAAGAUAGUGAUCAAUGGAUUAUCAUCAGAUCCAAGUUGCUGUGGCUGUGGAAUUGGGGGACAGAUAGCCACGAACAAGACCGUCAUGCUCAGGGCAUCAUCGGCAUGCUAGAGAGAAAGACAGUCGAAACAGAGAUACUCAAGGCUCUCCUCGAAAGCAGCAACUAUCCUCUCAUAGUGCAAACGUACAUCCAAUCAUCAUCCCAACAAGCUCCGCUUCCUCUAGCCGACGUCGAAAAGGUCAUACUGAAGUCGGUGAUGCAUCACUACGACAACGCAAGUAACGGAAACCGUACCAGAGGAGGCAUGAAACGCGCUGCUGAUAUUGUCACUGCCUUUUCUCCCCACUUCGCAGCGUCGUCGCGCUUCCAGCGAACUCAGGCCUUGCUAUCAGCAACCCACGCCAUGUCCUUUUACUCACUGAUCCUCCAACAUGGCGUGCCAUUCCAGCCGGUCAAUAUCAGAGUCAGUUCCGAUCCUUUAGCGCUGAUACAGAAGCUACUCUCUCAAAAUCUAAGCAGCUACACAAAACUGGACGACUUGAUCACCAUCGGACAGAACCUGGUCAUUUCGAUGCCUGCAACAAUAAUGGACGAAGAUGAUGACGACGAACUUUCACAAUUAGAUACAACAGCAAUAGAAAGCAAGAAAGCCGCUGCCGAGCGUAGAGUCAUUGGCAUGGCCAUCGACGCCGCCCUUGAAGAAGGGGACUUCGAAACCGCCUACUCCUACGUCGUAAAUCGCCUAUCCUUACCUACACCCUCCCUCAAAUCCCCAAAGUCCUUCCACCACGACCCCCUCGAGCAAGACGACAGCGCAGAAGACGUACCCUGGCAAGCCGCCCUGCGCGCCGGCAGCUACACUUCCUCAUCCAACUCCUGGUCUUACACCAGCCACGCGCGCCCGGAUCUUCGUCGCCUGGAACAACGCAUGGACCUGCUCUCACAAGCUCUGCUCCUCGCUCCCCCAUCUCACCUCGAAGAAAUCCUCUCCGUCUGGACGCAAUGCGAGACCGAAAUGACGAACCUCCUCGCCCAGGAGACAGAAGCAGAGACGCGCUUCAACGACGCUGCGGAUCGCAAACUACCCGGUGCAUUCACCAACGACACGAUUACUGUGCAGCCAAGGAGAGAAGUGGGCAGAGGCGCGGCCGAAGAAGCACCUAUGGGCUUGUUUGAUGUUACGCGAGCAGCUACGGCCGCGUUGUCGAAGAGUGUGUUCCCGCUCCGCAGCAAUACGCAGAUGUCUAAGGAGGGCACGGGUGGUUCGAGCCGUGCUAGCAUGGAUUUGAGUGACGCGGGAAGUCAUGAGGACCGCGUGAGGAGGAGGGAUUUGGUGGCUAAUGCUGCGACGGGGGCGCUUGCCAGUGGGCUGGGGUGGAUGCUGGGUGCGAAGCCUGUGAAUGAUUAGAAUCGAUGAGGUGGUUGGGAUGACAUGACACUACAUGAAAAGCAUAUAUAUCCUCAGCCGCAUUAGAACUAUUCCACUAGGUAGCAACACAAGAUCAAAUGUUUGCUU